UAUUUUCAUCAUGGCGGCCAAAACAAAAGUUCAUCGACUCGAAUCUGAGAUCGAAAAGAGUCGAUCUGAGGCCAAAUGGGGCAAAUGUAUAGAAUUAGCAGCUCAGGUCACAAGUAAACAACCUAGUCUAGAGCUGUUGGUGAAACUAGUAAUAGGCCAGAGCAGACUUGAGCAGUACUUGGAAGAAAAUCCACCCUCAGAGAAGAACACCAUUAAAGCAAGAAGUGGACUGCGUGACGUCGUGGCUCAAUUCACACAAGUCAUACAUGCCAAUCCAAAGGAUGCAUCUGUGUUGAAUGAGGCCCAGCUUCUACUUGGUAAGGCCCAGUAUGCCAUGGGGGCAUAUAAUGAAGCUCUGGCAUCCUUUGAGAAAGUCAAUCUGGAACAAAUCCCUGUAAAGAGUCUCUCCAAUUCCACACUGAGGAUCAUAGCAGAGUCCUAUGCAAUUAAAGGUAUGUGUCUCGAGAAGUUACCAGCAACGUCUAAGUUCAAGCGUGCAGAGAAAGAGGAGAGAAUACUGAGGUGCUAUGAGAAAUGUGGGGACAUUGCCCUACUGUAUCUACAAGAAAAAGAGAAGGACAGCACUGGUAACUCACUGAGUCUCACCCCUGGGAGUUCAUGGAGCUGGAGUAGCAGUGAAGGCAAGGAAAAUGUUGGCAGUAUUAUAGAGACAGCCAUACAGAGGUCACCUCUGCAGUACAUCAAGAAUGGGGAGCUCUGUAAAGGAAUCAAUAGAUUCAGAGAUCUCUUAAGGGCUGUAGAGACAAGAUCUGUUCAGGGCCUAAGACAGACUCUAGCCCGUCAGUUAGCAGAGGUAUUGUUGCGUGGUGUUUGUGAAAAAACUUACCAUAAACCUCAAAUUUCAACCCCAUACAAUACAUUAACGGAGAAAGAUGGUCUUACCCUUUGCCCCCGGACAUACACAGGAGAUAGGCUAUUUUCCCCUCAUGAUGAAAAUGAAGAGACAUUGCUGCUACUCCUAAUAGCUGAAUCCAUGGCAACGCGAGAAGCUGUGCUAAAUAGAUCCCCUGAACUACUGGAUCAGAGACUACAUACAUUCCAUAAUACUACAGCUGUAUAUGACCUUCUCACAUUAUGUCUUGUUAAACGAGCCCAGUUUGAAAUGCUUUCUGAGACGUUUGAGAGAGCCAUGAGGUUUUCAUUUGAUGAGUUCCAUAUCUGGUACCAGUUUGCCCUCUCCCUUAUAUGUGCUGAGAAGCCCACCAGAGCUCUUCUAGUGCUGCGUGAAUGUUCAAAGAUGGAACCAAGGAAUGCAGUUCUGAUGUUGCAGGCGGCAAAGCUAUGCUACGAGUCUUUACAUCUUAUUGAUGAAGGUCUAGAGUUCUCCGAGCGUGUAGUGGACCUUGGAGAACAUGGUCUGCUUGGCAAGGGUUAUGUUGCUGUUGGGAUGGGUCAGUGCCUUAAGGCUAGUGAGUCUAAGACCAGGCUAGAGAGAGAGGAACUCCAUCUUAAGGCACUACAGGCAUUCCAGAGAGCCCACAGUUGUGACCCACAGGACUAUCUGGCCUUAUACCACCUUGCCCUGCAUCUGGCAACACUACGCCAGGUAUCAGAGGCGGUGAAGUACACUAAGAUGGCGCUUGAGAAGAAAGCAGACCAUAUUCAUUCCCUACAUCUUCUAAUACUACUGUUAUCUGCGCAGAAACAAUAUCAGGAAUCUCUAGACCUUAUGGAGGCCACGUUGGCAGAAUAUCCUGACAAUCUCAGUUUACUGUUCACAAGGUCCAAACUCGAGGAAUGUCUGUUUGGUAGUGAAGAGGCCCUAGGAACAUGUUUAGAUAUGUUGAAGAUAUGGCGCAACUUGUAUGAAACAUCCAUAGAUCAUGAUGAGCGCCGGGGCACAGGUCUUAUAGAGAAGGUCACUGCAGACAAGAGAGGUCUUGCACAGUUACAGCUAACAGAACUACGCAGUGAAGAUUCAGGUUCUGUGAGAGCUGACUCCAUAGCAGCUUCUAGAGUAGAACAAGCCCUUAGUGAUGUAGCAUCCUCUAUGAACAGUAGUCAUAUACCUAAACAAGGCCCCCAACAUGCUUGGGCAUUACAGACACAAAUAUGGUUGCAUUUAGGUGAGCUAUAUUUAAAUGAGGACAGGGUCGCCGAUGCUAAUGCCAGUGUACAAGAGGCGGCCACUAUAUACCCCUUAUCCCAUCAGGUCUCAUAUAUGAGAGGACGUGUCCAUGAACACAGGAGUGAAUUUGAAGAUGCCAAAAAGUGCUAUGAAAAUGCACUCUCCAUAAACCCAGUCCACAUCAAAAGUCAACAGCAUUUAGGAAUGGUGCUUCAUCACUUGCAUAAAGACAGAAUGGCAGAGAAAGUUCUACGAGAUUCUGUCAACCUUGACCCGACAGCAAGCCAGUCCUGGAACAAUUUAGGAAUUGUAUUGCAAUCACUUGGGGAGUAUGAUAAGUCAUCAGAAUGCCUUGCUGCAGCAGUUGAGCUAGAUUUGACCAGUCCAGUUAUACCAUUCCAUGUUCUACCAAAGCUUCUGUAGCAGAAGCUUAACAGGAGGACCAUAUACACUAGCAGGAGAACAUCUGACGCUGGUGCAUCAGGAAGGCCUUUGACAGUGGUUGAUGUUGAAUUAUGGGUCUCUUGUGUAUCAUACUGGAAAAAUUAACUGUUCUAGAUCAAAACUUACUGGCUCCAAGAGAAACUGGCUCCUUAUGUGCAGCAAAUUUUUGGUUUGUUUACAAAAAGACCUAAUAUGAUGAUUAUGAAACGGUUUUGCAAAUCAUUUUGUUUCAGAAUUUUCUUUCAUUUUAUAUAUAUUUAUACAGAAUAAUGGAUUUGUGCCAAAAGGAUUUGGGUGGAUUAAUCUUUUUAGGGUUAAAUGAAAUUCAUUUCAUUUAUUGAGAAAGUUGACAUGUAUUUAAGAUACCUCAUUCCAAAUCAUAUCCACUGCCAAGAACUGAUAUGAAAGUUAAAUGUACUAUAGAAAUGUGAUAUCAAUUUUGCACACAUAAUCAAUGUUUCGUGUCCCUGAAUUCAUGAAUAUUCAAUGUUAAUUCAUGUGCACAAAUAUUAAAGUGUUUCAUA
This is a messenger RNA of Owenia fusiformis, 3057 nucleotides long. The record is from the annotation of a GenBank genome assembly. NCBI's taxonomy places the organism in Eukaryota, Metazoa, Annelida, Polychaeta, Sabellida, Oweniidae.